AUGGUUAACGUCGUAUUGGGAUCUCAAUGGGGUGACGAAGGUAAGGGUAAACUAGUUGAUUUAUUAGUCGGCAAGUACGACAUUGUUGCUCGUUGUGCAGGUGGUAACAAUGCAGGACAUACUAUCAUCGUUGAUGGAGUAAAGUAUGAUUUUCAUAUGUUACCAUCUGGGUUAGUUAAUCCAAAUUGUCAGAAUUUAUUGGGUAAUGGUGUGGUCAUUCAUGUCCCAUCAUUUUUCAAAGAACUAGAAACGUUGGAAGCAAAAGGGUUGAAUAACUGUAGAGAAAGGUUGUUUGUGUCAUCUAGAGCUCAUUUGGUUUUCGAUUUCCAUCAAGUUACUGAUAAAUUGAGAGAAAAUGAACUGUCUGGUCGUUCCAAAGAUGGUAAGAAUAUCGGUACCACUGGUAAGGGUAUUGGACCAACUUAUUCCACAAAGGCUUCUAGAUCAGGUUUGAGAGUUCAUCAUUUAGUUAACGAUAAUCCCGGUGCUUGGGAUGAAUUUGUCGUCAAAUAUAAGAGAUUAGUGGAAACUAGAAAACAAAGGUAUGGUGGGUUUGAAUAUGAUGUUGAAGCUAAAUUGGCUGAAUAUAAAAAAUAUAGAGAUGCUUUGAAACCAUUCGUUGUUGAUUCCGUUGUUUUCAUGCAUAAGGCUAUCCAAGAAAAUAAAAAAAUCUUAGUUGAAGGUGCCAAUGCGUUGAUGCUUGAUAUCGAUUUCGGUACUUAUCCAUAUGUUACCUCCUCUAACACCGGUAUUGGUGGUGUAGUUACUGGGUUAGGUAUCCCACCACGUACUAUUGACAAAGUUUAUGGUGUUGUUAAAGCUUAUACCACUCGUGUUGGUGAAGGUCCAUUCCCAACUGAACAAUUAAAUGAAGAAGGUGAAAAAUUACAAACUAUUGGUGCUGAAUUCGGUGUCACUACUGGUCGUAAACGUCGUUGUGGUUGGUUAGAUCUAGUCGUCUUGAAAUAUUCAAGUUUAAUUAAUGGUUAUACGAGUUUAAAUAUCACCAAAUUGGACGUUCUUGAUACAUUCAAAGAAAUUCCAGUCGGUAUUUCAUAUUCCAUUAAGGGUAAGGCAUUAGAUUUAUUCCCAGAAGAUUUGAUGACAUUAGGUGAAGUUGACGUAGAAUACGUUACUUUACCAGGUUGGGAACAAGAUAUCACUAAGAUCACUGAGUAUGAACAAUUACCAGAAAAUGCUAAGAAAUAUUUGAAAUACAUUGAAGAUUUCGUCGGUAUUCCAGUUGAAUGGGUUGGUACCGGUCCAGCCAGAGAAAGCAUGCUACAUAAAGACAUCUAA
This is a messenger RNA of Naumovozyma dairenensis CBS 421, 1299 nucleotides long. RefSeq names its product adenylosuccinate synthase (gene ADE12). Gene Ontology annotation, molecular function: GTP binding; adenylosuccinate synthase activity. Gene Ontology annotation, biological process: IMP metabolic process; 'de novo' AMP biosynthetic process. Gene Ontology annotation, cellular component: cytoplasm. The transcript has a single exon. NCBI's taxonomy places the organism in Eukaryota, Fungi, Ascomycota, Saccharomycetes, Saccharomycetales, Saccharomycetaceae. The coding region runs from base 1 to 1299 and encodes 432 amino acids. The record is from RefSeq and is a predicted model, not a curated record.